This is a messenger RNA of Hymenoscyphus albidus, 816 nucleotides long. The record is from the annotation of a GenBank genome assembly. NCBI's taxonomy places the organism in Eukaryota, Fungi, Ascomycota, Leotiomycetes, Helotiales, Helotiaceae.
CGAAAAUUAUACAGCGCGUGAUUCAGAUCGCAAUUGAGUUCGCCAUUACAUAUUUUACUUUCCGCCAUCUUAUAUAAUGGGGAGCGAACACCUGAGAGAGGAGUUUUGUUUUCCAGCAUCCUACUUCACUUCCUUCUUUACCUGUUUUCUCUUCGGAUACCCCUUUCGAACACACUACUUCAUUAAUUUCAACUUGUUUCAUUCCAUUCCUGUCCUUACCACAAAAAUGCAGUUCUUCAACACCGCAGCCUGUGUGCUCCUCGCUUCCGGAGUCGCGGUCAACGCUCUUCCUAUCACGGAUCAAGCCGCCGCUCUUUCCCCCCGUGCUGGAACGCUUCAAAAUCCCUGGGUCGGAAAGUAGGUCUCUUGUAUUGCGUCUUCUCUUUCUUUUCUAACUUCUCUCAUUAGAGGGUGGAAAUAUCCAGACAUUUUUAUCAAGAACCCAGAUACACUCAAGAAGCUUCAAAACAUAUUCUGGGGUAAACCAAAGGCCCCUAAAAUCGGACCCCUUAAAACCGACGGUCCUCCCAAGGCCCCAACCCCUGUUAAAGGCCCUUAGACACUUCAAACUCGUGAGUCAUUUAUCUCCUUCCCUCCUUCCCCCCUCUCCCCAAUUUCUGUUCGAUUAUAACUUUUCUUAUUAGGCAUGCGCGGCUGGCCGUUGUCGACUGUUCUACCCCUCAAGGCUGCGAGUAAUUUCCCUCUCUUUCAAUGGGCGAAAGUCAAGUCGCAGACUCAGGGCACCGGCUACCCCAACGAAGCGCUGCACUUUGAUGUUGCAUGGGUCCUACAACUCAGGGUAUUGGAAAUACGAGA